Messenger RNA from Olea europaea var. sylvestris, 621 nucleotides. Its product is annotated as RING-H2 finger protein ATL39-like. NCBI's taxonomy places the organism in Eukaryota, Viridiplantae, Streptophyta, Magnoliopsida, Lamiales, Oleaceae. The transcript has 4 exons. The record is from RefSeq and is a predicted model, not a curated record. The coding region runs from base 1 to 621 and encodes 206 amino acids.
AUGCCUGAUAUUUUGUACCUUUUACCAUUUGUUUUCACCUCGACUCUGAUGUUUUUGUUGAUUCAAUAUCUGCUGAAAAAGAGGCGGAAUAGAUAUGCAGAAUUGGAACAAAAUGAGCUGUCAGUCGUAAAUCAUCAACCACCGCCGCCGCUACCAUCAUCACCAAUUUCAACUCGAUCCCAGAUGGCAAAAGGGAGGAUGGAUGAAAUAGUCAUCGAUAUUUACAACGAACAAGAAGGUGGAGAUCAUGAAUGCUCUAUUUGUCUAUUUGAAUUCAAAGACCAAGAAUUGUUCCGGUGUCUUCCGGCAUGCAACCAUGGGUUUCACUUCGAAUGCAUCAAAACAUGGUUGGAUAUGAGUCAAACCUACCCAUUGUGCCGCCGGAGUACUGCAUAUCACAGAGAUUUGUUGGAACAAAGGGCUCAUAUGGCUGUUGCAAGAAGUUACACUCCACCAGCUUUAGUUUGUGACAGAAAUCCCACUAAGAGACCUCCAGUUCAAUGCGGAAAAGAAGAUAGGAGAUCUGGCUCAAGGAGGUACAGACAAGAAGAUAAAUACAAAUCCUCAAGCAUGAUUUAUGACCCGUCUGAAAUACGCAUUAAUGAAUUGGGUGUUUUUUAA